GCUGAAAGUUGUGAGGAUUUGCAAAAGACUUUGCACGAUGUUCGGCAAACUUGGACGGAAGUUGGCGACGUUUGCGCGCCGUGUGCGCUCUGCGUUUCUUGAGCUCAGCGUGCACCAGAUUGGCAUCGCCGUUGCAGUUGGCAUUGUCGGUGGCUUCUUCCCCAUCCCAGGGCUGACGACACUGCCGUGUUUGUUGCUGUCGACCUUGGGUCGCCUUCCCACAGCUGGUCACAUUGUCGUGCAAGCUCUUAAUUUGGCACUAGCAAUUCCCAACCUGGUGACUGUCCCACACUUUGCCUGCUUUGGGGAGGCGUUAUGGCAUGGCCAGCUCUUCAGCUUCCACUACCGUGAAUGCAUAGCGGAUACGGUGGCUGUGGUGGCGCAGGCAAAGGAUGCGCCCGUGGCAACGAUACAGCGCUUUGCCAUCGCAUUCCUCCUGGGCGCCUUGGCGUGGGCGAUUGUGUUUCUGCCCGUCAUGUUUCCCUUUGCAUACUACACGUCCACCAUUGUUGCCCGCUUUCUUCGCAAGCACGGGUCGCACCCCGCUUCCUCUUCCACCGCGGCUGCGACGGCCCACGCAUCCGCAGCUGCCUUGGCGGCAUUGUCAUCAUCAACAUCAUCAUCAUCCUCAACAACAGCGAAGAAGGCAGCCGCAGCCGCUGCAGACAUGAAGGCAUCGCCCAAACCAUGACAAGCAGGCAGUGGAGAAGGCCAAGAACAGCAAGGAAGAGGCACUUUGCAUCAAGUGUCACCUGCGCGGAGGCGGGCGACGUGCGUGAGGUGACAUGUGAUGUGACAACAUGACAUGCACGGGACGUGAGUGUGAGCGACAACAGUGGCAUCUCCGCUGCUGCCGCUGCUACUGCUUGUCAUGUUUGCUGUUGCUUGGUGUAUAGUAUGUUAAAUGCGCGCCUGUCCAUGUGUUGUGUGCGAAACAUGGAUUGCAGCAGAAAAAAUAAAAUAAAAUAAACCGCGCCCUG
Messenger RNA from Salpingoeca rosetta, 980 nucleotides. RefSeq lists its product as uncharacterized. NCBI's taxonomy places the organism in Eukaryota, Choanoflagellata, Craspedida, Salpingoecidae. The transcript has 4 exons. The record is from RefSeq and is a predicted model, not a curated record. Bases 38 to 691 code for a protein of 217 amino acids.